UCACCCAGGAGUUGGUUGUGUGUGAGGAUGUUGGCUGAGCAAAAAAAUCAGGCUUUGACCUGAGAGAGAACAAUAUUUCAAGCAACAUGCUGCUUCCUCUCUCUUGUUACACGUAAGAACAUGAGAUGUUUCAGAUGUUUUGAUCCUGGUAGCUGUAGUUUGGGGGAAGGGAUUUGUCCUGUGUGGACCAGUCCCUCUGCUCCCCCAGGGAAGCUGGUUUUCUUCCUGCUCUAGCUGCAUGUGGGAGAUUUUAUAUGAAAUGACAACAGGAGCAAAAGGCAACUGCUUUAUUUGUAAUGAAGAGAGAGGGAAGACACCAGCCCUCCUCUAAUGCCUCCUUUUGCACAGAGCUUGGUCUCUCUUCUCCCAGACCACUGCAUGUCUCUGACACCAGGUGUUCCCCUCCACAUGUAUUAUGUUUGCAUUUAAUACUGCUGCAAAGCACCAAUCUGGCUGCCCCGGGCUGCAGUCUUCCUGUGUGGGUGAAGGACACUGGAAGCAGCAGCUUCUUCUGGGUUUGAACUGAACCAAACAACAGUUUUGACCUUCCUCCAAACCACAGGACAGUGGACAAAUUUCAAGCCUACUAUAGUAUACUCUGAACACCUGAGAUGCUGUCUGGGAUGUAAUUGGCUCUCACCCAUCACCUGCACCCCUCCCUCCUCAUCCCAAACUACCACCCCCACUUACGUUCUCACGCCUUGGGUAUACCCAGCAGGUGUUUCUUCAUUUUUUGCAGCUGAUCAUCCUUUUCUGCUUUCUUUAAAGGGCCGCAGUGGGGUAGCAGUAGCCUGAUCACCCUGAGAAGGUGGGGCUGUCUGUGGGCUCAAUGAGUUGCUGUGGGAGAUCAAGCUAUUCCCUUCUGAGUUUUAGGAAAGAGCUGGUGGCAGGGUGGGCUGGUGCAAGGAUGGGAAGUGUGGAGAAUGAGGCGUCUCUGUGCUCGCUGGCUGUGGACUGCUUCCCCUGCUUCAGGACACAGCCUCUGCUGGGAGAUGUGCUCCCAGAACUCAUCAAGCAGGGCCGUGAGAGGAUAGGACAGACCAUCAAAGCCUCUGGCUCCAGGCUCUGCUCGUAUGCUGAACGAGUUGUUUUUUUAAUGGAUCAUUCCCGGAGCCCGGACAAAAGCACUCAGCCUCCAACACCAACUGACAACAUCAACCUUGGACCUUCUGCUAACCCCAAUGCCAAGCCAACAGACUUUGACUUCCUGAAGGUUAUUGGAAAAGGAAGCUUUGGAAAAGUUCUCCUGGCCAAGCGCAAGUGUGAUGGGACUUUUUAUGCUGUGAAAGUCUUGCAUAAGAAAACCAUCCUAAAGAAAAAAGAGCAAAACCACAUCAUGGCAGAGCGCAACGUGCUCCUGAAAAACGUCAAGCACCCCUUCCUUGUGGGACUCCAUUACUCCUUCCAGACUUCGGAAAAGCUUUAUUUUGUGCUUGAUUAUGUAAACGGGGGAGAGCUCUUCUUCCACUUGCAAAGGGAGCGGUGUUUCCGUGAGCCCCGGGCUCGAUUCUAUGCUGCAGAAGUCGCUAGUGCAAUUGGGUACCUGCAUUCCCUAAACAUCAUUUACAGGGACUUAAAACCUGAGAACAUUCUUCUGGAUUGCCAGGGACACGUAGUAUUGACAGACUUUGGACUGUGCAAAGAAGGAAUGGAGCAAGAGGAGACAACAUCUACUUUUUGUGGCACUCCUGAGUACUUGGCUCCUGAGGUGCUAAAGAAGCAGCCGUAUGACAGGACAGUGGACUGGUGGUGCCUAGGGGCUGUCCUCUAUGAAAUGUUGUUUGGACUGCCUCCUUUUUACAGCCGGGAUGUGUCUCAAAUGUAUGACAACAUUCUGCACAAGCCACUCCACAUCCAAGGAAGCAAGACUGUGGCAGCUUGUGACAUCCUUCAGGGACUUCUCCACAAGGACCAGAAGAGGAGGCUGGGUGCCAAGACAGACUUUCUUGAGAUAAAGAACCACGUAUUCUUCAGCCCAAUAAACUGGGAUGACUUGUACCACAAGAGGAUCACUCCUCCAUUUAACCCCAAUGUGGCUGGUCCAGCUGAUCUGCGCCACUUUGACCCAGAGUUCACCCAAGAAGCGAUCUCCACCUCCAUCACCCACACGCCUGAUCUAGCAGCCAGCAGCUCCAGUGCCUCAGAUGCAUUUUUAGGGUUUUCUUAUGCACCAACUGAAGAGGACAUCUAGGUUUUAUACAGGCUCUGAGAAGCCAGAUUUUAACUGAAUGGGUUUUAUGUUUGAGUUUUUUCAAUUUUUUUUUUUUUUUUUCUGAAAAGAUCGGUACUUGUCCUUUGCUUGUGGUUUAAGGAAACUGGGACUAAUACACUAACUGGCUGGGAUGGAACUCUUAACUCUUGCUGUUUGGUGGAUUUCUCUCUAAGUGACUGUUCCCCUGGCAAGAGAAGUGAGACACUGAUUAUUAUUUUCCCCUGAGUGUACUGUGUUACUUGGCAGAAUUGUAUUCACUCUGUGGUUGUAUUUAUGGUUGAGGUAUGUACCACCGUUCACAUCAACAGCCAUGUCCUCUAACUGGACACUUUCUUGUUUUGUUUUGGAGGAGCUAACUCUGCCCAACUGCUUUGCCCCCCUAGUAGAGAGUGAAACACCACACUACCAGGAGCAGUGGCUUCAUUGCUUUAAGUGGACUGUGCCACUCGAACUGGGCUGAGAAAUGGUUUAUCAGUUAUUGUUCCAAAUGUGGCUGCAGGUCUGUAAAUCCUGACCAGUCCUGUGGCCUUUCACACCAGCCAGUCCCUCCCUAAGGUGAGUGGAUCAUCUCUCUCUGGUCCAGGGCUGGGCUGCUGGAGGAACAAGGAGGCUGUUCUGGAGGAGAUGGUGUGUGUGUGUGGAAAAAUACCAGAUAAAAGACAUGGGAAGAGGUGGGAUUGCUUAGCAAAACAAAAAUAACCUUGUGGUCUAACCCUCCUUGGGGUGGGGGCUCCUUUCACAGCACACACUUGACUUGCCUGAGGCACAGAAACACUGCACCAAGCAUGAUCCAGAGCAGCGAGGGCAGCCCCAUCACUGAUGUACAAGUUAUUUAUUCUGCUUUAACUCAAACACUGGUGUAUUCAUUGAAUGUCACUUCCUGCUGUUAUUUUUAAGUCAUUUUGUUGUUCUCUUGUUGUGGGGAGGAGAAACGGGGCUCAGAGCUUGUAACAGCAACAUGGGGAUAAACAAAGAGGUUUCUAAAAGUUGUGUGAUGCUCACCCUGGUGGGAAGCUUCUGCUGGAACUUUUUUUUUCCUUAAUUACCGGACUUUAUGUUAUACCUGCUGAAAGCAUCAGCAACAUGAUAUGGUUUAUAUUAAAAUGCAUAUACUGCUGUGCC
Molecule: messenger RNA, 3334 nt
Organism: Columba livia (rock pigeon)
Lineage: Eukaryota; Metazoa; Chordata; Aves; Columbiformes; Columbidae
Gene: SGK2
Product: serum/glucocorticoid regulated kinase 2
Exons: 14
Coding region: 830-2191 (453 amino acids)
Biological process (GO): protein phosphorylation
Cellular component (GO): nucleus; cytoplasm
Molecular function (GO): ATP binding; protein serine/threonine kinase activity
Source: RefSeq, a predicted model, not a curated record